AUGAGCUUGCUCACUGCGCCAAUGGCAAGCAGCGCCGUGUUCAAAAAGCUGGAUGCAGACACGCAAAACAAGAUUGGCAAGGGCCUGGGCAAGGACAAGACUUCUACAGGCAGUGGGAAAGGAAAAUCCAAGAAGGGAAGGAAGGGCAAAGGAAAGGAUGCUGAUGCCAACAUGUCGCCACAGGCUGGGAGUACCCCCGAAGAGCCAUGGAGCCCAAUGGUUUAUCCCAUAGAAGGCUCCAGCCAAGAUGGUCGCCAGAAGACUGCGCUGGAUGACUUUAUGUCUGUAGUGCUUGGGGUCAUUCGCCGGUUCCAAGGGGAGAUUCAUGAUGACUCAGCGAAGUCCCUGGCAGACUGGGACAUGCACGCCAGGACCAUGUUCUCCCACGCCAUGAGUUACUUCAUGGAAUUUGCAUGGACAGGCGCAGUGGCUUUGAAUGGGAAAGUUGUACGAACGUACACCAAUUUCCGUGAUGAGUUGGAAGUUUUUGCCAGUACUGCUUGUCAGCUUGCGGCGUCUAGCGCAUCGUCAAGCUCUUCUGUGGCCCAGUCAGGUUUGACCUUGGGACUUACUUUUGCCAGUUUCUUGGAUGGGGACGCUUCUGGUCCAGUGGCCAUGUCUAUUGGGCAUGUCAAGGAGAGGGUUGACGAAACUGAUGAGGCAAAAGCAAUGACCCGCAUUCGAAGCAAUCUCCCGAUUGUCUUGGAUUCUGGCAUGGACGGAUUUGUGUCUGAUGUCCUCCCGUUGCCGCUGGAAUUCCAUGAGGGCUUCACCCGUGCAAAAGCUUCCUUGGGCAGGGAUCGAGAAAUCAAUGCUGAGUCGACGCCGAUGCAAGUGCUGCACAAGAUCUGCGCGGAGUUGCAGCAGUCCAUCCCGCCGAUUUGGAUUUCCUUUGCUGCAGAUGUCAGUGAACUCCACGCCGCCCGGUUGGACUUUGUCAAUGGUAGCAGCAAAGUGUUUUCAGGCAGAAAGGAUUUGCUGGAAAAAUUCCUCAGUAUCCGCGCCUACUACACGCUCAGUCUCUUGCGCGACCUUGCAUCUUUGAAGAAGACGAACUUUGCCGUGAAUAUCAACUAUUUGGUUUCGUCCCUGCACGUGGACUUGGGGAACCUCAUGGAAAUCAUCUCGAAGACUGCAGAGCAUGAGAGGCGUCAGAAACAAGCCCCGCCAGGUGAGUCCAAUGUUGCAAGUGAAGCUGGGCUCCUUCAGGAAGCAUUGAAGAACAUCAGCAAGCCACAUCCAGUCGCACCAUUGGUGUCCAGCUUUGAUGUUUUGCAAAGCAACGAAACGUGGGCAGCGAACUGGGCAAGCCUGCUUGAUACGAAAACCACAGAGGGGGCCUACAGUUUCUUGAAAGUCUUUGCGCCAGGAGGGGUUGCAAAUGAGCUUCAGAAGCUUGAGGUCCCAAAAGCCGAUGAUGACGAAGAUGGUCAGGGAGCCCAGGGAGAAUCUGAAAAAGCCAGCGCAGAAGAAGCAGAUGCUGGGCAGAAGGUUGCCGUGACCGAGAUUCGGUCCAGGAUGUAUCUGAACGAGAUCUUCGAUAGUGGCAUGAGCUUGGUCGAAAAGUCCGAGGAGUACCGGCUAUUGUUUGGCACUGAGAAGGGCCAAAUCAAUUCCGUGGACAUGAAGAGGCUUGAAGCAAACCUGGAAGCUUACCUGUGGACUUGGUUUGCUGCGUCUGCCACUGCGACCAAGGUGCACUCGGUCCUAAAGUGGAACUUUGGGUCUGCUCAAGACGAAGCUGACGCAAUUGCUGCUGGAGGAAAAGCCAAGCUUGGCAUCUUCAACAAGCAGCUUGACGGCCAGCGGGUUCUUGUGGACUUGAACUAUGUGAAGGAUGGAAAGCAAAACGCCAAGAUCGCCAUUUUGGACCGCGAGGACAUUGCUUUGCACUUUGUGGGUCCGAUCUCCGUGAUGAAAAGUAGCCAGUCAUUGCACAUCGGAAAGAUUUUCAACAUCGAUUUCUACAUCAACCCUGUUCCGACGCCAACUCUUUGUAGCAACGUCAUAGUGCCUGCGUGGUCGGCAGCUGUGACUCCCAAGAGUGACAAGGCAAUUUCCAAAACUUUGGACGUGACACGCGCCGAUGACACGUCCGCCGGGGGUGAUGACGAUGGCAAGGGCAAGGAGCAAAUCGUUGUGAAACUGCGAAUCCGGAAGUUCCCAGUCUUGGACAAUAAUCCAGUUCUUCUUUGA
Molecule: messenger RNA, 2196 nt
Organism: Cladocopium goreaui
Lineage: Eukaryota; Dinophyceae; Suessiales; Symbiodiniaceae
Source: the annotation of a GenBank genome assembly